Gopherus evgoodei (Goodes thornscrub tortoise) is the source of this 996-nucleotide messenger RNA. Its product is annotated as olfactory receptor 1052-like. The record is from RefSeq and is a predicted model, not a curated record. Gene Ontology annotation, molecular function: G protein-coupled receptor activity; olfactory receptor activity; odorant binding. Lineage: Eukaryota; Metazoa; Chordata; Testudines; Testudinidae. The transcript has 2 exons. Bases 31 to 996 code for a protein of 321 amino acids. Gene Ontology annotation, biological process: G protein-coupled receptor signaling pathway; sensory perception of smell. Gene Ontology annotation, cellular component: membrane.
GAAGGAGAAACAAAGAAGUACCAGCAAAUCAUGGGCAAACAGGAACUGUGCACCAUAGAAAUGACCUGGUCAAAUUGCACUGAAGCAACGGAAUUCAUUUUCUCAGGAUUCACAGAUCGUCCAGAGUUUCAGAUCACCCUCUUUGUGGUGUUCCUAGUGAUCUAUGCAGUCACCGUGCUGGGGAAUCUUGGGAUGAUCAUACUAAUCAGGCUGGAUUCUCAGCUACACGUUCCCAUGUACUUUUUCCUCAGUAAUUUGGCUUUCGUAGAUUUCUGGUAUUCCACAGUCAUUACUCCCAAGUUCUUAGCUGACCUGACAGCAGAGAGAAAAGUCAUCUCUUAUGCUGCAUGUGUAUGUCAAUACUGUUUUAUCAGUUUCUUUGGGAUUGCUGAGUGUUUCCUCUUGACUGUUAUGGCAUACGACCGUUACGUGGCCAUCUGUAACCCAUUGCUUUAUACAGCUCUCAUGUCCCCGAGACUCUGUGUCCAGCUGGUGGCUGGGUCAUUCCUAGCUGGGUUUCUAAAUGGAAUGAUCCAAACUAUUACCACAUUAAAAUUAUCCUUCUGUGGCCCCAAUGUCAUUGACCUGUUCUUCUGUGACAUCUCCCCACUGUUAUCACUCUCCUGCUCUGAUACUACUAUCUAUCACAUGAUCCUUUUGGCCGUGGCUAGUGUGACUGGGGUGUUCACCAGCCUGAUUAUCCUCAUCUCCUAUGUUUUCAUCCUCUCCACCGUCCUGAAGAUCAGGUCCACCGAGGGGAAGCGCAAAGGGUUCAACACCUGCACCUCCCACUUGAUGGUCGUCACCAUAUUCUAUGGCACUGCUCUAUUUAUCUAUAUGCAGCCCAACACCAAACAUUCACGGGGUCAGGAAAAAGUGGUCUCAGUGUUCUAUACGAUGGUAACCCCCAUGUUGAACCCCUUGAUCUACAGCCUGAGGAACAAAGAGGUGAAGAACGCUUUCAAAAGGAUCAUAGAACUGAUUUUUUUUCCCUAG